AUGGAGACCCAUUCUAUCCACUGGUUCCGUAAGGGACUCCGGCUUCAUGAUAACCCGGCGCUCAAGGAAGCCCUCCGGGGUGCUAGCACCGUCCGUUGUGUGUACAUCCUCGACCCUUGGUUCGCCGGUUCGUCCAACGUUGGUGUGAACCGCUGGAGGUUCUUGCUUCAGUGCUUAGAAAAUCUAGAUACUAGUCUUGCGGAGCUAAACUCCCGGCUGUUUGUUAUACGUGGGCAACCUGCUGAUGUCUUUCCCAGGCUUUUUAAGGAAUGGAAUAUUAACCGUUUGACAUUCGAAUAUGAUUCUGAGCCAUUUGGUAAAGAACGCGAUGCAGCCAUCAAGAAGCUGGCUAGUGAAGCUGGUGUUGAGGUCAUUGUCAAGAUUUCACACACAUUGUAUGACCUGGAUAGAAUAAUGGAGUUGAAUGGAGGACAACCCCCACUAACAUAUAAACGAUUCCAGACUCUAAUCAGCCAGAUGGAUCCUCCAGAGCCACCAGUGGAAACUAUUAGUGAGAGAAGUCUUGGGAAGUCCACAAUAUUGGUAUUGGAUGAUCAUAAUGAGAAAUAUGGUGUUCCAUCCUUGGAAGAGCUUGGUUUUGAUACCGAAGGUCUGCCUUCUGCUGUGUGGCCAGGUGGGGAAUCAGAGGCUUUAACUCGGCUGGAAAGACAUUUGGAAAGAAAAGCAUGGGUAGCAAACUUUGAAAGGCCCAGAAUGAAUGCCUUAUCAUUAAUGGCAAGUCCUACAGGUCUCAGUCCAUACCUUCGAUUUGGCUGCCUGUCCUGUCGACUCUUCUACUUCAAGCUAACAGAAUUAUAUAAAAAUAUAAAGAAAACAGAUUCACCACCACUGUCUCUCUAUGGCCAGCUUCUGUGGCGUGAGUUUUUCUACACAGCAGCAACAAAUAACCCAUGCUUUGACAAAAUGGAAGGAAAUCCAAUUUGUGUGCGCAUACCUUGGGACAAGAAUCCUGUUUCACUAGCUAAGUGGGCAGAGGGGAAAACUGGCUAUCCAUGGAUUGACGCUAUUAUGACUCAGCUGCGUCAGGAAGGUUGGAUCCACCAUCUAGCCCGACAUGCUGUAGCAUGUUUCCUAACACGUGGAGAUCUCUGGAUCAGUUGGGAAGAAGGAAUGAAGGUAUUUGAAGAGCUGCUUUUGGAUGCUGACUGGAGUGUAAAUGCUGGCAGUUGGAUGUGGCUAUCAUGCAGCUCCUUCUUUCAGCAGUUCUUUCACUGUUAUUGUCCUGUCGGCUUUGGUCGCAGAACAGAUCUCAAUGGUGACUAUGUCAGACGUUACUUGCCAGUUCUUAAAGGAUUUCCUGCAAAGUAUAUCUAUGAUCCAUGGAAUGCUCCUAACUCGGUUCAGGUUGCAGCAAAAUGCAUCAUUGGCAUCCACUAUCCAAAGCCCAUGGUGAUACAUGCAGAAGCCAGUCGCCUUAACAUCGAGAGAAUGAAGCAGAUCUAUCAGCAACUAUCACGCUACAGGGGACUUGGUCUUCUCGCCUCAGUGCCUUCAAACCAAAAUGGAAGCGGAGGAACUGUGUACUGUCUGGGAGAUCAAAUAACUGAGAAUAAUGGCAUUGUUCAAACCCACACCAGUGGAGGAAUGGUUGGCAAACGCGAAUUGGAACGUGAUACAGCUGUCAGUGAUGACAUGGAAUCUUUAGCGCAAAAAGUCCGGCGACAGUGUGAUGAAUUGACAGCAGAGACCAGACAGUCAGAGCUGUCAAUCAAGUGUUGUCCAUUAGGAUUAGGUUUUUCAACAGACUAA
Hemiscyllium ocellatum (epaulette shark) is the source of this 1770-nucleotide messenger RNA. RefSeq names its product cryptochrome-1-like. Gene Ontology annotation, molecular function: FAD binding; DNA binding. Lineage: Eukaryota; Metazoa; Chordata; Chondrichthyes; Orectolobiformes; Hemiscylliidae. Gene Ontology annotation, biological process: entrainment of circadian clock by photoperiod; circadian regulation of gene expression; negative regulation of DNA-templated transcription. Gene Ontology annotation, cellular component: cytoplasm; nucleus. The record is from RefSeq and is a predicted model, not a curated record. The transcript has 12 exons. Bases 1 to 1770 code for a protein of 589 amino acids.